Molecule: messenger RNA, 2780 nt
Organism: Pelobates fuscus (common spadefoot toad)
Lineage: Eukaryota; Metazoa; Chordata; Amphibia; Anura; Pelobatidae
Product: stimulated by retinoic acid gene 6 protein-like
Exons: 19
Coding region: 216-2030 (604 amino acids)
Biological process (GO): vitamin A import into cell
Cellular component (GO): plasma membrane
Molecular function (GO): retinol transmembrane transporter activity; signaling receptor activity
Source: RefSeq, a predicted model, not a curated record
GUGCAGGCAGCUCUCCCAAGUGUGUAACAUGCUGCACCCCCAUCAGCCCGCCUUCCUGGCUGUAAUGAGAUCAGUGGGCAGUGCAGCAUCAGAGAGGCUCCUGCAGCUGGAGGGGAAACUACCUCAAGCAACGGGAGAUAUACAGAUCAGAAAUAAAACUGUGAAUUCUAUAUAACGUUGUAUUGAAAACAAAAGCUUCCAAAAACGGAUGAAUUAUGGACAACAUUUCCAUGACGGAAUAUGAGGAUAUCCCAGUCUGGGAUUUACCAGAAAAUGGAACAUGUGAAGAUAGCGUAGACAUGAGUCUCAUGCUACAUUAUUCCCUUAUCCCCUCGGUUAUUUUCAUUUUAAUAUUGUCGUUUCUUGAAAAACGCAAACACAGGAAUAAAAUAGAUGACAACGUAAAAUGUCUUCAUAAUCGAUUUGCAUUUGUUGUUCCUUUAGAUCUUAUUGGGGCAUUCAAUGACCGAUGGACCUACGGCUUUGCAAUUGGAGCUAUAGCUAAUACAAUUAUUUUGCUGUUUGACCAGCAAUUUUUGCCAGCUGGAGUCCCUAGCUGGGCAAAAGGACUUGGCCUUUUAGCUGGAGCACUAGAAGUUGGACUGUCCUAUUUCCCUAUUUUUGCCUGUCUUAACGCAGAUAAUAAAGUAAUUGGACCUCUUAUAGGAUUUUUCUAUACGCUCUUUUGGUUAGCAGUCACACUGGCAGACAUUGUCAUUUGCCCUCAUGAAACUGAGAAAAGAGAAUUCGAAAAAAUAGUUUCCCACUGGCCAUCCAUUCUGUGUAUGCUGUUCCUGCUGUGCCGAUUUGUUCACAUAUUUAUUUUCAGAAAAAAACCAGAAGGUGUCUACAAGGACAAAAAUACCAUGCUACCAAAACAUCAGGCUGACCACAUCAAGAGACUUUUGAGAAAGCCUAUAGAAAAACAUAAAACCUGGUUUGCAAGACGAAUCUACAACUGGGAUCCGUGUUUUAAAUUUCCAAACAGAAUAAUUGGCACAGCAGUGUUGUCCCUGUUCUGUCUGUACAUUUUUGUUUUUGCAGAAUACAACGCCUUCAAAUUGAUUCUACACGCUUUAAAUUAUCUACAUCAAUUAUUCUUGAAAACUCAUACUGGGAUAUCUUUAGAGGAUAUAAUAAAAAAAAUUCAAGGUAUCUGGUUUUUCACAACAGUCUUUUCAUGUUUGAUAACUGCCAGCUAUGUUUUUCACAUAUUAGCCUGCUACAGGAAUCAGCUAAAGAGUCUUUGGGCAGGAAAUAAAAUGUUUCUCCCUAUGAAGUUCCAUAAGCCUACAUCUUCUCGAUGUAUUAUAGCAAUAGCAAGAUAUUCCAGCUGGCAAGUUGCAUAUAUUUUAUGGGGUUACUCAAUAAUGCAUCUCGUGCAAAUACUUGUUGGAACCAUUUUUGUACUUCUGGUUGUUUAUCCAAUAGAGAUUGGCAUUUUUUGGGAUAUGCUGAAAGACCUUCUAAUUACUUGGUUUGCUCCGUUUGCAGUCGUCUUUAUAUUGGUGACUUUGCAAACUCGACUUGCUGCAAUAUUCUUCCUGCAGGAUAAAAUUUCCGAUGAAGAUGAACAGAAACCAUUAGCUUUAAAUAACAGGAAAGCGUUUCAAAACUUCAAUUAUUUCUUCUUCUUUUACAAUGUGAUUGUUGGUUUUGGUUCUUGUUUAUCGCGACUGAUGCGUAGUUUGGUUAUUGGAAGCUGGUUAAUAGCAAGAAUAGACAGAACAAUACUGCCACCAGGAUUUGAAGGAAGGGAUUCAGGUUACAAUACAUGGAUCGGAAUGUUAUACGUGGAUCACUAUCACAGUAACCCUGUUCUCUCAGGUUUUUGUCAUGUCCUUUUUACAACAAGGGUUGAGAAAGAACCCUCCGAAUUUGUUCCUAUUACCAACUUAAAAGAACAUCAAACAUCAGUACGUGCCAAGACUAGAUGGUUUCUAUUCUACACACUUAUAAGAAAUCCCAGUAUUAUCAAAUAUAGGAAACAAUUCCAAAGGACUGGAGCUGAUGCACACUUCAUUGGGUAAAAGAUGUGGAAAUGUGUUGAGCUUUCCAAACAUCGGCUGGACAACAGUAGAAGACCGAUAUUGGCAUUUUUAAAUGUCUUCAUAGAUUGCUUUUUUUCACCAAAAUGACUUUAGGUUAUAUGUUGUGACUUGCAAAGCAUAAAUUAGAGAACAUUUGAAGACUUCUAUAAAAAUUCACCAUCAACAAGUAAAAUGUGAAAAAAAUUAAUCUUCAAGUAAUUGGAGUCUAUUCCUAUAUUGUGGUUCCCUGGGACUCGAACUGAUCACUACACUAAAAUGAUCUGAUUUGCCAUUAGCCAUUUGUUCCUGUAUACCGUAAGGCAAUGCACUUACAUCGAAUUGUUGUUCUUGUGAAUCCUGAAACUAAAGUAAACCAAAAUCAAUGAUCUGAGAACAAAUAAGUCACCCAUUUGGUCAGAACUAUGGAUGUUAAAAGAGAACAUGCUUCUUACCAAAAAAAACAAUUUCUUAACAGAUCACAAACAGAUAGUAUUAUUAAUCUUGAUCAUGUAUACUCAUUGAACAUUGAAGGAGCUUUGUUCAUACAAUUGUGCUGAAUUGUGUAUGUUUUAUAAAAUGUAUUUAUAUGUUAGCUACUUUGUUAUAAAUAUUGCUAUAACUUUAAGAUUACAUUUUAGUGAGACAAGUUAAAAGAAAAAUCAUAAAAGCACUAAAGUUGGUCUAUGCAUUUCCAGGCUUCAAUAAUAAUAUAGGUGCAGAUAACAAAUACACAAAGAAAGAAAACUUGUU